AUUUAUGGUUAUCGCCUAAGUUAAAUGCUAAAAGUUAGAUUUGAUCAAAAACAUGGAUUUGGAACACUACUGAUAUGUCAACUGUCAAACGUAACUGGACGAUUCCUUUUCUUUUGUCAAAAUAGGCGGAAGGUAGUGCUUCAAGAUGUUGAUGCCUAAACAGAAUCGUGUGUCGAUCUAUGAAUACCUCUUUAAAGAGGGUGUCAUGGUAGCUAAGAAGGACUACCAUGCGCCCAAACAUCCCGAUCUGGAGAAGAUUCCUAACCUCCAAGUUAUUAAGGCUAUGCAGUCACUGAAAUCCAGAGGAUACGUCAAGGAACAGUUUGCGUGGAGGCAUUUCUACUGGUACCUUACCAACGAGGGUAUUGAGUACCUAAGGAUCUUCUUGCACCUGCCCCCUGAAAUCGUGCCCGCGACCCUCAAGCGCUCUGUGCGCGCCGAGACAGUCCGCCGCGGCGCCGUGGGCCGCCCCGACGCGCCCGCUCGCUCUGCCGAGGACCGCUCCACGUACCGCAGGGCUCCCACCACACCAGCUGCCCACGACAAGAAGGCUGAUGUUGGCCCUGGUUCAGCUGAUCUUGAAUUCAGAGGAGGUUUUGGACGUGGCAGGCCUGCACCUUAAUUAAGUAUAAUAAAAUAACAUUCUAAA
Molecule: messenger RNA, 649 nt
Organism: Helicoverpa armigera (cotton bollworm)
Lineage: Eukaryota; Metazoa; Arthropoda; Insecta; Lepidoptera; Noctuidae
Gene: RpS10b
Product: Ribosomal protein S10b
Exons: 4
Coding region: 146-622 (158 amino acids)
Cellular component (GO): cytosolic small ribosomal subunit
Molecular function (GO): structural constituent of ribosome; RNA binding
Source: RefSeq, a predicted model, not a curated record